This is a messenger RNA of Procambarus clarkii (red swamp crayfish), 984 nucleotides long. The record is from RefSeq and is a predicted model, not a curated record. NCBI's taxonomy places the organism in Eukaryota, Metazoa, Arthropoda, Malacostraca, Decapoda, Cambaridae.
AUGUCAAUUGCAGAAGGAUUCGUUAAUCUGUCACUGCGACUGACGAGUGUGCGUGAGAGAGAAGAGGCUGGGGCACUACACAAUCGUGGAUAUAACGGAGUUGGUGCCGUGGAUGGCUCUCUGGGUUACGAAGUCCACCACGGCCUGUUGUUUACUGCUGACUCCGGGAAUAUGAGGCACAGCACAUGUGACGCGAAUGUGCGUAAUGCUUCAGAUGUGCAUAAUGCUUCAGGUGUGCAUAAUGCUUCAGAUGUGCAUAAUGCUUCACAUGUGUAUAAUGCUUCAGAUGUGCGUAAUGCUUCAGGUGUGCAUAAUGCUUCAGAUGUGCAUAAUGCUUCAGAUGUGUAUAAUGCUUCACAUGUGUAUAAUGCUUCAGAUGUGUAUAAUGCUUCAGAUGUGCAUAAUGCUUCAGAUGUGCAUAAUGCUUCAGAUGUGCAUAAUGCUUCAGAUGUGUAUAAUGCUUCAGAUGUGUAUAAUGCUUCAGAUGUGCAUAAUGCUUCAGAUGUGUAUAAUGCUUCACAUGUGUAUAAUGCUUCAGAUGUGCAUAAUGCUUCAGAUGUGUAUAAUGCUUCACAUGUGUAUAAUGCUUCACAUGUGUAUAAUGCUUCACAUGUGUAUAAUGCUUCACAUGUGUAUAAUGCUUCACAUGUGCAUAAUGCUUCACAUGUGCAUAAUACUUCAGAUGUGUAUAAUACUUCAGAUGUGUAUAAUACUUCAGAUGUGCAUAAUGCUUCACAUGUGCAUAAUGCUUCACAUGUGUAUAAUACUUCAGAUGUGUAUAAUACUUCAGAUGUGCAUAAUGCUUCACAUGUGCAUAAUGCUUCACAUGUGUAUAAUACUUCAGAUGUGUAUAAUACUUCAGAUGUGCAUAAUGCUUCACAUGUGCAUAAUGCUUCAGAUAUAUUUGGCAUCUUCACUUUCAUUGGAGAAAUUAAACCUAAACCAUUAUUAAGUAAAUUAUUUGAAUUUGUAACAUUUAUUUAA